GUCAAGUAGUGCGGCCACUGGUUCGGGUCCACGAGUAGCAUUUUCCAGAGAAGACCGCAAGGGUGUAGGGCUAGUUGACGAGCAGAUCGCUGCUGCCUUGAACCGUUACAAGGGUCUGCUGGAGGUUUUCGGCCUUGAGAAUGACGUGGACAUGUGGACUUUGGCGAUUGCCAAGAAGCAUUUCUCCGCCUGGAGCGACCUUCACGGCGGCCGGCGACGCCAGCGCUGCAAUCGCGAGGCCGCUGCCCGCGAGGUACGAUCACUCCUCAAGGAGAAACUAGAAGAGCUUAACACCCUUUCUACUACAUCUUCUAGACCGGAGGUCGGUGGAGCAACAGCACGAGAAGAAGACAGGUCUGUGGAAGCAAAGCCUCAAGAUGCGACUAGAGAAGACGAACAUCAACAAAGUCGAAGUCCCACCUCCGCAAAAACAAUCGCGAUGAAAAAUGAACAAGGAUUAGCAGCACUCGAUGCCGACGCGCCAGACCACCGUAUGCAUGGGUGCCGUGAGGUAAUGCAGUACAUGCUACAAGUCGGCAAAAGAACACGCAUGGAGCGAGAAAGUCAGAUGCCGCGUGGAUAUGAUAUCUGUGCCUUCGCCCUCACCGUACUUACUGUAUUUGAGGUUUCAUCUGCUGCCUCAGGAGAUCUUGAGGCCACAACAACAUCAGCACCGAGAAGCACUUCUGGCGUAACAGCUUCUGCCUCGGGCGAGAACAACGCACCACAACUAUGUUCCAAGAAAAUAGGUGAAAUUCAUGGUGCCUUGGCUCGGUGCGCCGUCGUGUUGGGUGGAACGAACGGGGCUACGGUGAGUAAGGACUCUGCGGCGCUCCGCGAAAGACAAGAAACACUGGCGGAGUUUCAUAAACUGCGAGCACAUGCGAUCGAACAUUUCCUAUUGCGAUUACCAGAUCAUGUCCUCUUCACUCUCAUUAUGACAUUGGAAAGAAUUGUCACAACCAGUACCAGCACAAGUAUUGAAUUUGAUAUUGAAAUUGAUUCCGAUUCGUAUCUAAAUUAAGAUAGAGAUCGAUCUAAGUAGGUGGUAGAUGUAAAGUGAGUAAGCAUAAGCUGCAAUUAAUCCACCUAUAUACAUAACUACGGCGUCAACCGUAUGGUCUAGCCUUAUUUGUUAAUAGACGCGAUACUACCUUCAGAUUUCUGCAUCUGACAGUCGUAGCAUCGAUCACUAUUUGUGACUGCGUCAAUUCUUUUGUUCGUUCCGUUCAUAAAAUUAUUCGAGUUCUACGCACAAGGGCACGGAGGCUACAACUGGCAGCGCUUCCAGUUCGGAGGGCCACCACAGAUGCUUGAGACUAUUGCUGCAUUCUCGCGACGUCGCUAUCUCGGCACCGUGAUGCCACGGCGACUGAGUACGAUCGUGUGUGCCUACCCUAAGUUCACUCUUACCAACACUUCAGUUCUUUCGACGCUGGCAAAACGAUUACCCCACCUUUUCUUAAGGCCAAUUGCUAGCUUCUGUGCUGUUCAAUAAGAACCAUGCAAAAAGUAACAUAAUGUAAUCGUUCAUCUGGGGAUCACUGGAGUCUUUUAUAAAUAUUGUUGGGCGGGAUGCACCUUCUGUUGUUCUAGAUUAAGGACAUGGAUAUUAUUCAUUGAUUCGCCAUAUGCAUAUGAAUUUGCAUAUGUAUCGCAUUGGUCCUUGUAAGUAUAUUUGUUCUUGUCAUUUUGUUCUUGAGCCGCAGCUCUAACUUCUGUGCCAGGUUGUCUCCACGCAACCUCAGCUGCAUCGCUAGAGCGCGAGCAGGCAAUACGUGGGUCAAGCUGGUCUAUUCAACGCUGCAAUCUCGCACUCGAAGAUGCACAGCGCCGCCGUGACAAAUCACAUACACGGCUAGUCAAAGAUCGGACCCUUUGCAAUGACGUUUCGGCUUCGACAAACGUGGAGAACACCUUGCCACAUGACGAUAAGAAUGGUUCUUCUAGCGAUCAAGGACAAGCCCUCUCUACAUCUACUGCUGCCCGAGCGACAGGGCAGCUUGCUCUAGCACCAGCAGUAGACGCACUGCCAGUGGCCACGAAACCUUCGAGACGUCGAGGUGACACAAGAAAUAGUCGUGACGCCAGUCAUCUGCUCGAUGACGUUGAUUACUAUUGCGGCACCUAUGUUGCGUUUUUGUGUGGUGGUCUUCUUUUCCGUUCGUCUGCUACAGAAGACGGCAGGACGCCACAAGAGCUCGUGGACGAAUCCAACGGGGAAGGGCGCGGGUCGGCCAUUAGGCGAUCAUCCUCAUCAUCUUGUGACCCCGCAGGUGGGAGGUCUAGGAGAAGAGACAGGAUCCUCGAACACGUAUACAAUCAGACGAUCUCAGGACUACUCGCUCCAUCCUCGGGUGCAGAGAGAAAAAGUGGUAACGAAAUUUCUGAGUGCGAUCAAAGCAAGUUAUCCAAGGAUCAAUCCAGUCAGCUGUAUCUUGGAGACCUCUGCCGUCUCCUCCGUUUUCUCCAACCACAACAGACAGAUGGAGACGACGCAGAGACGGCUGACGGUGGACAUGGCGGCGACCCGUUUUUCUUCGGAUUGGACAAAAACGACACCGAAGAACAGCACCAGGAUAAUAUCAGAUUGUCACCAGGAGGAGGUGGAGCUGCAAGCGUUUGUAGCCUCCUCGCACCGCAUCCGUUGGCAACUCGUGUCUACUCUCCGCUCGUUGAGUUCAUUCCGAUUCCGGAGACACUCAGCGGGCUUCUUGCCUACGCGUGGGAGCAAAAAUGUUUGUUCGGACAAAAAAAACCGAUGGAGCCCGCGAUAUGUCUCCUCACUGGCCGUGUUAUCGGCAUGGCACAGGAGUGCAAAAGUACUAUCACUUACUCCUCUUCGUGCUGAUAACUUGAUCUUAAGUCGCCGCCGUGACCUUUGAAUGCGUAUUUGCUCCUACUUCCUGUUCAUCUUCAUUGUAAAAACAUUUAUAUUUCAUCUGUUUGCGGAUGCGGCUAAGAUAGGACUAGAAGAUAUUGCAUUUGCGCUAAAUAUGAUAGCUGAAAAUCCGGUAUUGUAACAGGUUUCCCGCAUUCGUACUUCGGUCUAAAUAUUGCAAGUUCCCGUAGAAGCAAUGGCGGGCAGAUCGGAGAAGCCACAGCCUUGUCGGGGCCAGUCGGAGCCGGGCACGGAAUCUAUCUACUGCCAUAUAAUGCAUCAGUCCUUGUUGUCACUACGGACGGACUAUGUUUUGUCUGGGAUUUCGCCUUUCCGUAUGUUGACACCAACGGUGAAAACGUGAACAAGGGCGCGGGCGGCGCCGUACAUCAUAAUCGUUCAUCCUUUUUUUUUUGUUUUUAUUCCUUGCUUAAUACACAGCGUCUCCUUAUCCUACAAUGACUCCUAGUACAUACAAGUACUCCUUCUUGAAGAAUCCCAAGAAGAAUGCAACGACUUUUAGCAGCUUCGAUUUGAUUUUUGUUCCAUUUCGAACAAACAACAGCAUAAUCUGAAGCGAAUUUUGGAAAUGCGCCUGGAUCGACGCAAAUUGGAUGCGCUGCGACAAAUUUACACGUUUGGUGGCAUGCAUAAGGAAAUUAUCCGCGUCCAGAACCGUACCAUGCGAUACUACGCUAACGCGUUAUGA
Messenger RNA from Amoebophrya sp. A25, 3590 nucleotides. Lineage: Eukaryota; Dinophyceae; Syndiniales; Amoebophryaceae. The record is from the annotation of a GenBank genome assembly.